Messenger RNA from Asparagus officinalis (garden asparagus), 1074 nucleotides. RefSeq lists its product as uncharacterized. The record is from RefSeq and is a predicted model, not a curated record. Bases 61 to 918 code for a protein of 285 amino acids. Lineage: Eukaryota; Viridiplantae; Streptophyta; Magnoliopsida; Asparagales; Asparagaceae. Gene Ontology annotation, biological process: chromosome segregation. The transcript has 7 exons. Gene Ontology annotation, cellular component: outer kinetochore.
AAUGUACCAUCCGGCGGUCCUGAGCUCUCCCCCCCUCGAGCUCCAAAAUUCAAAGCAAAAAUGGAGAGCGCCAUCUCCACCUUCUGCGGAUCCCUGGCCACAUUCUGCAACCACCUCGACUCCUCCACUGAAGCUCUCUCCGAUUCCAUCCAAAGGAGGCCCGUUCCCCUCGAUUCCGCUGCUUCCGCCUUCCUGCAGUCCCUCGAUCGCCGCAUCUCCUCCGCCAGCGCCGACCUCAAUCUCCUCGAAUCCAUGGCUCUCGGCACCGUCUCCUUCGAGGAGCUGCUCGGCCACUGCUACGAGGUCUACAAUACCAACCAGAAGUACAUCACCGACAUCGAAGGUCGAAUGAGUAGCUUCGGCUACGUCCCUGAGGCGGAGGGGGAUGAUGAUCCCGAGUUUGCGAGUCCUGAGAUUGGAUCGAAAAGGCUGGACUUUGAUUGUGCGUCGGUUUCGGGUGUGAGAUCGAAUAGGAAGAAGCUGGAGGAGGAUCUCUUAUUUGAGGACUCACUCUCACUACAGAACCUUGGCCUCUCAGAUGCUUGUCUUGCAACUUUAGCCUCCGAAGCUUCAUCCCUACUACCGAUGGAUGCUUUGACUGCACAAGAAUCCAAAGUGACAGACGGAGGUGCUACUAAUAUGAUUAUUAAGAUAGUGAAAGAUGAUUAUGAUAGCCUUCCUUCUUACAUGAAAAGUUUGGCUUCAUGGGAGGAACUGCAAGAAGCUGUUGCUAAGUUGAACGUUUUCUUCUGUAAGAAAGAGGGAGAUCAGGAAUGCACUGCAAUCGAUCAGCAUGAUAUUGAAUCUUUAGCACUGGGCCACAAGGGGCGAUCUUACUUGCUGCUGCUUUUGCGCAUGAAACAACUUGUUGUUGAGACUGUUGAUGGAUGCAUUAAGUAUCGUGCUUGCGUUGGUUAAUCAUAAGGUGUUAAAUCACUUGUAUUCAUAAAGCUUCCGGUUUCCACUUGAACCACAAUUUUUAUAUGAGCAUUUACAUUUCAGAUUAUUGUAUGUGUGUUCUCCUGUACCGGACUAAAGUUGGAAAUCUGCAUUAAUUUCCUUGUGUAAAUCUAA